This is a messenger RNA of Dreissena polymorpha, 6979 nucleotides long. Its product is annotated as membrane-associated progesterone receptor component 1-like. Bases 27 to 623 code for a protein of 198 amino acids. Gene Ontology annotation, cellular component: endomembrane system; membrane. The transcript has 3 exons. NCBI's taxonomy places the organism in Eukaryota, Metazoa, Mollusca, Bivalvia, Myida, Dreissenidae. The record is from RefSeq and is a predicted model, not a curated record.
UUGACUCAACAUUGUCAUCUUUCAAAAUGGCGGACACUAACGCAUCGUCAGCGGAAAGUGAUGAAAAUUUUGUUAUAAAGUUUGUUACAGACCUGUUUUCGAGUCCGUUAAACUUGGGACUUCUUGCACUUUGUGGAUUUCUCUUGUAUAAAAUAAUUGUUGGGCAAAAAAAGAAAGAAGAUGUCAGGCCAAGAGAGCCAGAACUUCAAAAAAUGAAGCAACAAGACAUGACACUCGAACAAUUGAGAGAAUAUGAUGGCAAAGGACCAGAAGGAAGAAUUUUGUUGGCAGCCAAUGGAAAGAUUUUCGAUGUCACACGAGGCAAAAGAUUUUAUGGUCCAGGUGGGCCAUAUGGUCUGUUUGCUGGUCGAGAUGCCUCCAGAGCUCUUGCCACUUUCUCAAUGACGGAGGAUGUCUUCCGCAAUGAAUAUGAUGAUUUGUCGGACUUAACAAGCAUGCAGAUGGAAAGUGUUCGUGAAUGGGAAAUGCAAUUCACAGAAAAAUAUGAUUAUGUUGGUCGGCUCCUGAAGCCAGGGGAGCAACCAAGGGACUAUACAGACACAGAAGAUGAGCAAUCAGAGGACCAAAAGGACAAGUCUGAAUCUGAGAAGAAAACAGACUGAAAGCUGUGCUCCAGGCAUUAGAAAGCCUCUAGUUUGCCUGCUCCAGUUUCCUGUGUAGUAUACCAUUGUGCAAAGGCAUUUAUAUGAGCUAGUCAUUAGCUUAUUACCAUAUUGUGUUAUUGACAUUAUUAUAUGGUGCAGUUGUAAUGUAAUUUCCAAUGAUAGACCACUUUAACUCUUAUUAAUAAGAACGGGGCCUGGCAUGGAGCUUAUGUAUGUGAACUUUUGUUGUCUUUCUAAAUUCAACACAGCCUUUGUUAAUUGGAAACUGCUGUACCGGUAUUGUUUUAAUUUUCAGUCUUAGAGGCAUAUUUAUUACAUGUUGAAAAUAUUUAUUUACCAUGGAUCACUGCAUCCAGUGUUUAAGUAUCUACAUGUAGCUAAAAAUUGCAAACAAUAUAAAAAAAGAAACAUUAUUUUUUUUUAAACAAAAAUUCACUUUUUACACAUGUUAUAUCUUCCAUUGAGUAUUAUUUUGUGUUUGUAUGAUUUUUCACCGUUUUCAACAAUAUUACAGUCUUAUCAUUGCAGUCCAGUAUUGAGUCCCAGUUACUUAUUAGUCAAAUGGAACAUUAAUUAAUUUUCUUGCCAGGUAUAUUAUUAUGAUAUAUUUAUAUAUAAAAUAAAUGUUGAAACAAAUAUUUUAAUGUGUGGAAAAUGUUAAAUUUCUUUCGCUGUAUGCAAGUAUGUAAUGGAGAAAAAAACAGCGGGAGCCUUGCAUGAAUAUAGGUGUAUUACAAAUUGAUUUUCUUAGGUUUAAAUUUCUUAAAUUAAAUUAUUCAAAAUUAAUAUUGAGUGCUUAAUUGACUGGUUUGUUCUUUAAAAUCCACUGUAGCAGCAUUCGUGUGAUUUCCCCCAAAGACACCAAGAGCUGGUUCUACACAGGAAACAUAUUUGAGAGGCUUUCAAUUCAAUCGAGCUAAAAAAUUAAAUUGAUUUAAAACAAAUUCAUGUGUUUCUGGACAUUCAAAUACUGCAAAUAAUGUAUAUGUACAUACUCUAAUAGUAUUUCUUGGUUUAGCUUUGUAAAGUUACCACUGGGAAAAGUAUCUUUUUAAACUAUAUAUACUUAGUAUGAAAGUAUAUAUUGAAAAACAACUUACUUCUCCCUGUAGACAGUUUUGUUUUAAUAAACUCCAUCAUUAUGUCCUUAGUGUGACAAGUCAUUUGUGGCAUAAAUUGGUGCAUUCUUAGUAUCCCGUCGGUUGAAACUGUUGUGAUUUUUAGUAUCCAAUUUCGACUAAUGAUUAAAUUAAAUGUUGAUUACAUUCUGUAGUUUACAGACAUCCAACAUUUCUGAAAUUGUCUGUUCUGCAGACAAAUGAAAUAUUCUUAUAAGCCCAACAUGUAGGUUAUACAUAAAACAUAUUGCUAAUUUGCUACCAAUUAAUUAUAACUAAGCUAAUUGAUUGCUACUGUGUCAAUUGAUUUGAAAUUAAACUCACAGUUGCCCGAUGUGAACCAGAGAAGUAAGACCAGGGCUGACAGAUUAGAUGCAAGAGGACAAGGAUUAUACAACUGAUACAUCAUCUUUUCUUAUUGAUCUUUUUCAUUGAACUUCAAAUACAAAUUUGUAGCAAACAAAGUAAUUUAAGUUGCAAAUGUAGUACUGAAAUAGACAUAUUGACAAGAUUUAACAAUUUUGUCUGCUUCAAUUGUUCAUGGUGUGUUGUACCAUUUACGCAAAGUAUUGGACAUUUGAGUUGGGCCAUGCAAUAAUGGGUCUUAUGCAAUAUGGCCAGCGUAGCUCCAGACCAGCCUGUGAAGUAUGAUCAGGUCUUGAGCUAACAGGUUUGCGUAUACAUGUAAGAGCACGCAUGACAUAAAAGCGGAAAGGGUAGCUCCCGACAAGACUGUGCAGAUGAUCAGGCUGGUCUAGAGCUAUGCUGUCCGCAUUGGGCUUAAGACCCAUUUUCUCAUGAAGUGGGUCAUUUGUCAUCAGAAACAAUGGAAUUUAAUUCCUUAAUGCUAUAAAACAAAGACUUUUGAGUGCUUUGUACACAAACCAAAUUUGCUUCAGUUUGUUUAUCAUGGAUCUGAUAAUAGCUCAUUAUCAAGUGUUGCAAAGGGAAUUAAAGAUAACACAAGGGACAUAGGAUUGGUUUUGGUAAAUACAACUUACAAACAGAUAUCAUGUGAGAUGGACUUGUAUUAUUUUCUAUCCAUUUUGAAUUGUUUGUUUUACAUGUUAUGAAAUAUCAUCUGUGAUCUUUCUCUAAAUAAUCAAUUAAUUAACUUAAUUUACAAUCUAUUAUUAUUUUUAAUUUUGCAAUUCAUAUUCAUGUUGUGAAUAAAAUAUGUUUCUUCAUUUUACAUUGUAUUUCCAUAAUUUUAAUUGCAGCUUGAUUAAUAUAGAAAACUAUAGCUUCCUAUAAACCUAUUAUUUUAGUUAUUGCAUUUUUGACUCGUGAUACUCAAAAACAAUUUAAAUGGACAGUUUAUGAGGCUGCUGACUACUAAACUAUGUAAGAAUUGAAACAUGAUCAUUUCUUUUAAGUAAUGUAGAUUGUGAAAAGAUUCUGUAUUGACUUUAUGCAUACUAUGUACACAACACUAUUAUAUGCACCAAACCUUGCAGUCCCAAUCUUAAAUAUUUAUGUAUGUGGUUGUACUUGGAAUUAAUUUGUUUCAUUAAUUAAAAUCAUCAGUUCAGUUACUUAAGUUUAUUUUAAAAUGACAAGCACAUGAAAGGAAAUAACUUUUUAUGUAAAUCAAAGAAUUUCUUCACACCUGUGUGGUGUCACGAAAGAAAUAUGUAAAUUGCUCUCUUGUAAAGUGGACUCUUUUAUGUUAAAUUGUAACAUCCUUUCAAGGAGACUUAGAUUUAACACGGUUGACUUAUGCUUUUAAACUUUCAAUUAGUUCAGAUGUUGGGUAUCUUGUUGUUAUUGACAGAAUGCUUGCCUGUCGGAGCAAAAUAUUGAUAUUAUCAUAUUAUCAGUUGGUAGAAUGUGCGCUUAGCGCAGAACAUUUGUUAUCAUCUACUUUGAUUGCUCCAUAUAUAGGACAGAAGAAUGAAAAGCUGUAAACAAAGUAUCCAUUAAGAGAAGCAGAUUUGUUUUUAUUUAGUUUGCUCUUUAUUUAUGUGACUCAUUCCAUUGUGAUGUGUUCAGUGUAUGAUAUAUGUUAACUAGUAUCAUAUUCAUAUAUAUAUACAUAGCUUGUUAUUUAUAGCUACAAAAAGAACUUAGUUUCAUAGUGCAUGGACUUCAAUCCAUGGUAUUGUGAAAAAUUUUUUUUGCUGCAAUGGUAUAAUAGACAGAUUAUUUGUGUGCCCCCCUUCGAAGAAGAGGAGGUAUAUUGUUUUGCGCAUGCCGGUCGGUCGGUCCGUCCGUCAGUCUGUCCACCAAAUGGUUUCCGGAUGAUAACUCAAGAACGCUUACGCCUACGAUCAUGAAACUUCAUAGGUACAUUGAUCAUGACUUGCAGAUGACCCCUAUUGAUUUUCAGGUCACUAGGUCAAAGGCUUCGGUGGUUCGAACCAGUAAAAUGGUUUCCGGAUGAUUACUCAAGAACACGUACGCCUAGGAUCAUGAAACUUCAUAGGUACAUUGAUCGUGACUCGCAGAUGACCCUUACUGAUUUUCAGGUCACUAGGUCAAAGGUCAAGGUCACGGUGACUCGACCAGUAAAAUGGUUUCCGGCUGAUAACUCGAGAAUGCUUACGCCUAGGAUCAUGAAACUUCAUAGAUACAUUGAUCAUGACUCGCAGAUGAUCCUUAUUGAUUUUCAGGUCACAAGGUCACGGUGACUUGACACAGUAAAAUGGUUUCCGGAUGAUAACUCAAGAAAGCUUACGCCUAGGAUCAUGAAACUUCAUAGGUACAUUGAUCAUGACUCGUAGAUGACCCCUAUUGAUUUUCAGAUCACUAGGUCAAAGGUCAAGGUCACAGUGACAAAAAACGUAUUCACACAAUGGCUGCCACUACAACUGACAGCCCAUAUGGGGGCAUGCAUGUUUUACAAACAGCCCUUGUUUUUAAUGAACAUUAUUUUGUUUAAUGAAUUUUUUUUUUAAUGAACAUAUAUGAAGUUAAAACCCAAUGAAGUCAGUGGUAUAUACUUAAUUGUGAAGUUCACAAAUUAAAAACAGCAAUGAAUUCAUCAGUAGCACAAAAGGUAUUGGUAUUGCUUGAUGAAUUAGAUUUACUAUGUAAAGAUGUCAAAUUUAUUUCAGUGAACUUGCUUCCUUUUAGCAUAGAUUAAAAAUGUAUAAAACACAACUACAUAGGUAAAAAAAAAUAGUUAUAAACUUAACUGUGAACUUGAUUUCUUAUAUAAUAAAUUUAAAAUGUAUAAAAACAUAUAACAGGUAUGUUAACAUGUGUUUAGUAUGUUUUCAUCACUAUUGUUGUGUAUUUUCAUAAUUUUUUCACAGCCUGUUCAUUAUAAGUAGAUGUUAUAAUUUUACAACAAAACAAUUAUUGAAAUUUGCCUCUUGCUAUCUUCAUGCAGCAUAAAACUACAAUAAAGUUGACUGCGUGUGUAUAAGCAGUUUUUAAAUGUUUGACAUGCCUAUACCAUUACAAAUUUAAAUAUAUUAAUAUAAUAGUCCACGUGUAAUUUGAUAUUAACAUGUAUUACUGUUUGUGCACUGGUAUUAUUUAUGUAUCGUCGCUGUCGUUCUAAAACCUCUUAGCUCGAAAAUUUUCAAAAUAUUUUAUUCGUCUUUUCCGAAUAUAUUAAGUCUGGCGCGUGUUUUGUAAUAUAUCUCGUAGCUCUACGCCAAUCAGAGCCCUUGAAACAGCCAGGUGACAAAAUGUUGUAGAAUGAUUGUUGGCUUUUUUCCCGGCGAAAAGUUGUAGCGACGCCAUUUCACCUAUAGGUACAUCGUUUCGUUUGGACAAAUUUGACAAAAACGUUUUUAUAAUUUUUUUUAUUUGCAACUACGAGGUUUCCUAUCAGGACGAAUUGUCGUUCCUCAUAAAAAUGACAAAACUGUGGUGACAAAAUAUCGUAGCUACCAAGUCCGACUGUCAGUAUGACUUAUCAGUAUGACUUAUCAGUAUGACUUACGCGUCUACGGCUUAUACCGUAUUUUGCAGCUUCAUUUGUUUGGUAUUUUUACAUAAUUUCAAUUUCUAAAACAUCGUUAUAAAAAAAUGAGACGUUUUUUUCUCUCUCCUGAAAAUUUGGCAUUUUGUAGCUACGAGGUUUGAGAACUACAGCGACGGUAUAUUGUUGAACUAAACUUCAAGCAUUCUGUGCCACUAUUGCAUAAUGUUCAGUUAACAUAUUCAGUUUGACUGUUCUAUCCAUAUGGUUGUUCCAUUAAGCUCGUCCUUUUUAAAAGAUACACAUGCAUAUAGUGUAUAUAGUAUUGAUCACUAAAUGUAAUGUAAUGUACAUACACAAUAUAAGAUUUUUUUAAAUCCUAUAAACUUAUAACACGGUCUCUUAGACUUUGCCAUGGAACAUUUUAAAAGUGAUAUUUCAUAUGGGAGUAACACACGACAAUCUUUUAUAAGCACAUUUUCUUCUCACCUAAUGUAAUAUUUACUUUCGUUUGCUUAACUUUGCCUAUUGCUUGUUAGAACAUUCGCAAUUGCUUUUUGUUGUUGACUGAAAAUAAUUAAGACAUACUUUAUUACAAGUUUUUUUAUAUGGCAUAAGAUGAUCAGUUUUAUAUUUCAGAUGUGCGGCUUGUAUUAACCUUUGAAAUGUUGCUUUGUUGCCUUAAAUUCUCCUCUGCAGCAAUAUAAUGGCCCUUUACUGUAAAAAAUAAGCAUUAUAUCGUGUUUUACAUGGUGCAACUAUUGAAAAUAUAUUGGUUCUUUUAGGAUGCUGUCUUGUUGCCAUGAGUUGUAUUUUACAUGAUGAAAUGAACAGUUUGUCGUUAAUAUUUUUUCAUGUUAAUAUUUUACUAUUGCAUGCUUAAUUGCUGUUUCAUUUGUUCUUUAAAAGGGGCAUAUCACCUGCUAAUAUGGCAUUGUACAUGUAUUUAUAAAGUUGAGUAUCAUGAGGGCUUGGUUGAAUGAUAGAUUAGGAAAAUAGUUAUUUACAUAAUUAUAAAAAAGUUGUCUGGCAUCUGACCAAUACAAAUCAGUAGUAGGACAAGUAGUAGAAGUACAACUUUCAUGAAUUAAAUGUACAUGAAUAACAACUAGUACAUGAUUUCUGUUGGCAUGAGUUUGAACACACUAGAAUCCUGUGCAUAUCUAAUUGGGUUAGCAUUUUUGCUUUUUCAUUAACAAUAUCUUCAAUAUAAAAAGUAGGAAUACGGAUAUUAUUUAAGUAUGUGUAAUUAUGUUGGCGAAAUGUUGUUUAUAUGCCCUUUAAAAAGAAAAUGUUGGGAAAUUUAUUUUUGUCUAAGUAACCAUAGAAAUGUUGAUGCUAAAUAAACAUUCAGCCAUUCA